Molecule: messenger RNA, 1708 nt
Organism: Leptopilina heterotoma
Lineage: Eukaryota; Metazoa; Arthropoda; Insecta; Hymenoptera; Figitidae
Exons: 2
Coding region: 48-1565 (505 amino acids)
Source: RefSeq, a predicted model, not a curated record
CACACACGUUCGCGAGUGAAAAUCUAACAAAUUCAAGAGUUUAAACAAUGAGUCGUGAUAAAAAGAAAUCAAAAAGAUCAAAAAAGUCUCGGAAGAGUAAAAAGGAAUCCAAAAUAGAUAAGUAUUACAAGAAAAUAGACCGUCUACAGAGCAAAGAGAAAAAGAAAAAAUCACAUUCAGAACACAAAGGUUCUAAGCAUUCUUACGGCAAAAAUGACGACGAGCGUGACCUGCGAGGCGCGUCACGUCAUAGUCGUGACCGUUCACAGUCUAUAUCAAUUAGUAAUAGAACGAAAGAAAAUUCAAAUAAACGAUCAAGAGACGACAACGUUGGCGGCGAGCGUAACCUGCGAGGCGCGUCACGCCACAGUCGUGACAGUUCACGGUCCUCAUCAAUUGAUAAAAGAAUGAAACAAAGUUCAAGAGACGACUAUAGUGGCGACGAGCGUGACCUGCGAGGCACGUCACGCCAUAGUCGGUCCACAUCAAAUAAUAGAAACGAAGAAAAUUCAAACAAAAGAUCAAGAGAUGACAAUAAUGGCGGUGAGCGUGACCUGCGAGGCGCGUCACGCCAUAGUCGUCGUCGAUAUCGUUCUCCUUCCUCCUCGUCUUCGUCAUCAUCCUCCUCGUCCUCAUCAUCGUCCUCGUCAUCAGAAUCAUCGUACAGUAGCUCAAGCUCAAGUCAAGCGUCACGAAAACGACGCAGAUCCCGUUCACAUGAACGUACAAACUCUUCCGAACACACACGAAAACGACUCAGAUCUCUAUCACCUGAAAACACGAACACUUCCGAAAGUACACGAAAAGAGUCGGAAAUAGAAAAUCCGCCUUUAGACAUUGACACCUUAAAUCUUCUGGGAGAUAUAAAUGAAAAUAAUCAACCCGGCCCAGAUCUCAAUCUCAAAUUAACUGAGGUUUGGCAAAAAAUCUUAGCUAAAGGUCUUCCCAAGGAGACAAAAAAGGAACUUAUUACGAAGUACCCGACUGCCAAUAACCUCAAAACGUUAAAGGCUGUGACAGUCAAUGCCGAAAUAAAAUCUGCAAUGAAAGAUAUACCUCUGAAAAAGGAUAAUUACCAAGUGCUUUCUCAAAAUCAAUUAAGCGCUGCCACGACAGCACUUGGAAUGGCUUUGACUUUAGUACUGGAAAAACCACUGACCGAAAUUGACGCAUCUCUCCUGAUUAGUCUCAUGGCAGAUGCAGGUAGAUUAUUUACCGACUUACACUACGGGCAGUCAAUGACUCGCCGAUCAUUCAUCACUCCUGGAAUGAGCUUGCUUGUGAGAAAAGUAGCGGAAGAUUGCGAAGUAGAUACUCUGCUUUAUGGUGAAAAAUUUACAGAAAAACUUAUGGCGGCAAAAUCUGCAGAAAAGUCCAGCAGGGAACUUGUAAAGCAGCCAACGAAAACAACUAGUGACAAUUACAAGAAAAGGAUAUUUCAAAAGGGACCAAAUACAAGGCCUUUAAACUUCAAGGGUCCCCCCAAAAGGAGCACCAAGGAGACUCGCCAGGGAGGACAACAGAGAUAUCAACGGAAUCGCCCAUACGAGAAAUCUCGUCAAUAAGUCAAAGAGACACACCCGUUAGCGGAACAGCUUACCCUGGUAGCAGGGCUUUUAUCAGGCAAGCAUUUCAUCAACACGGAUACCCGGAGGAAUCAAUAUCAGUAGCUUUACUUUCCCUAUCAGAAGGAACAAUAAGGCAGUAC